This is a messenger RNA of Dioszegia hungarica, 861 nucleotides long. RefSeq lists its product as uncharacterized. The record is from RefSeq and is a predicted model, not a curated record. The transcript has 8 exons. Lineage: Eukaryota; Fungi; Basidiomycota; Tremellomycetes; Tremellales; Bulleribasidiaceae. Bases 1 to 861 code for a protein of 286 amino acids.
AUGUCCGCUGCGAUCCCUACUCCACGGCCGCCUGAGGGAUCUUGGAUGCUCAGGCCCGAGCGCAAGGCUGCAUGGGACUAUCUACACGAGGCAAUGGAGUGCAAGCGCUCUCGUCCUCCUGCGGACGCGUAUGACGAGUACACGCAAGGCGCUCCGGUGACUCACACUGCUAUACUCCGCUCACUAGAGCAGGUCUAUCUGCAUGCCCCUUCGGUCAAGGAUGCAGAUCUGGCGGACUUUCUAGGCUUCGUGGAAGCCAUCACAUUCUCUGUUGCCGAUCAUCACCGACUCGAAGAGGACUUCAUCUUCCCCAGAGUCAACGCCCUUACUCAGACUACCAUCUGGCAGCCGGUGUCAGACGAGCACGAACGCUUCAUUCCCCCAGUCUUUGCCUUAUGGCAUUAUGUACGUCACUGUCGCACCCUUCUUGGGGUUCCCCAGCCUUCAGAUAUCGCCGAACCAUGGGUCUCUCUCGACGCUAUCCCGACCGGUGUCCGAAACUGCCUCGACUUCACUUCGGAGAGCGAAUGGGACGGCGCAGCGGUACAGCGGCAUAUGGAGACGUUCAUGUUGGGCUUUGCACAGCAUAUCCCAUUCGAGGCAGAGUCAAGUGUUGCUGCCAAUCUGCGAAAGGCGACGGCGGAGGAUAUAGGGAAGCUUCUGGGCGAUCUCAAGAAGGAGUCGUUCAAGACCAUGAACCUACAUGUUCAGCUCCCUUUGGUAUGGACCCAUAACGAGAUGAGCGAUGUCAAGCAUUUCGUCGUUGAGCGGCCAUGGCUAAACCGGGGCCUUACAUGGUGGUUCGGGGGCCGUCAUGCCACAUGGUGGAAGUUCAGCGCCUAUCCUCAGAACCUCGCUUGA